Messenger RNA from Acipenser ruthenus (sterlet), 2511 nucleotides. RefSeq names its product CDKN2A-interacting protein-like. The record is from RefSeq and is a predicted model, not a curated record. The transcript has 4 exons. NCBI's taxonomy places the organism in Eukaryota, Metazoa, Chordata, Actinopteri, Acipenseriformes, Acipenseridae. Bases 126 to 1052 code for a protein of 308 amino acids. Gene Ontology annotation, cellular component: nucleolus; nucleoplasm.
AAAAUAAAUACUACAAAUGCCGGGUUUGUUUUCUCUUAUUGUUAAUAAAGUUUUUGUUAAAUGUAACUUGACUACAGUAAUGUGUCUACGGGAGAUGUAGUCCAGUUACGAUUUACCUUCAUAGCAUGACGGGAGAUGUAGUCCUACACUUCGGGAAGUCAGCUAACAGCCCCUCUGUUGCAGUGAUGGCGGAGGGCAGGAGCGGAGACGAUGUCGUGUCAGAGUUUCUCCAGCAGAACCCUCACCUGGCGCAGUGGGUGGAGUCUCUGGCAGGGGAGAGCGAGACAGAGAAGCAGUGGAGCGCCCGACGGGAGUUCAUCCUUCGUAACAUGGAGGGCUUUCCCACCAUCCAGCCAGGCAGCCCCAGCCCCAGCCUGGACCGGCUGAUCUCGCUCUCCAUGGUCUGGGCUAACCACAUCUUCCUGGGCUGCCGGUACCCCCAGCCAGUGAUGGACAAGAUAACCGAGAUGGCAGAAGGGAUUGCAGUCCAGAACGCUCCCACCCACAAGACUAGAGACGAGAUAAUGGGCAUGAGUAAAGAUGCCUCCAAGAAGCCGAAACCAGGAGUUAGUUACAGAGCCAAAACUGGGCCUACACUACAGGCCCCCAAGGAGCACCAGCCUUUCUUCAACCGGCUGUACAAGGCAAUUGCCUGGAAACUGGUAUCAGCAGGGGGGUUUGGGCCGAACAUAGACCACUUUGAGAUCCUGCGGACCUGCGUGGAGUCUGCCAAGGCCAGCCUGGGCUGUGUUUUUGUGCCCCUGAAGGAUAUCCCAGACCUGCCAGCAGGUCGGGCCCAGCAGGGGGGGCUGGUGUGUGAGCUGCGCUGUCAAACUGUGUACCUGGGCACCGGCUACGGGCGUGGAGAGGACAGUGCCAGGGCCAUGGCAGCCAAAGAGGCUCUGAAGCUCUUCCAGAGCCGCAAGGUCACGGUAAAGAUCUUCCGCCGGAAGUACAGUGGCCGUGAUGUUGAGGAUUUAGUGCUGCACGACGACCAAAUGAGGAACUCUAGCUUUCCCCCUGCGCUGAGCUACCCCUUUGAUCCAGAGUAGCAACAGCUGCAGAAUCCAGUCCUUUGGAACAGCAGGAAACGCACACACACCUACCUAGAGUUACAAAGAGCAUACAGGCUCUUCCCUGGGUCUCACUUACCCUUAUGAGGCACAGCAACUGAAUACAAGGCAUUUGGUAAUGCUUUGUAACUCUUCUUGAUCCUGUUUAGAUUUUCCCAGGUUCUAGUUUCAGCCAGGUUGUAUAUCUUGCCAUCUAUUGCACACAGAACACUUACAGCAGACUAGGAGAAAGCAGAGUUUUGAUUUCACAUUCCCUUUAACUGAAAUAAUGCAGUCAUCAGGAAGUGUAAAUCAACAAAUAGUACUAAAGUGAAAGGCUCGGUUAAAACGUAAUGCCUUCCUGUUUACCAGUGGAAAGUGUAAUGAAGACUGCAGUCGGCUCUUAGUCCUUUACUGGACAACUUUUAAUACUCAUGACCGCCGUGAAGUAUUAAGUGAUAUUUCAGCGCCAACAUCGUAGGAAAGUUUCCCCAGCUUAUCUUAACAUGUAAAUGACAAGAAACUUGCUAUAGUUUUAUUGUUAAUGUAAAAGUGAAGACAGUUUUAAGUUUUAACUCAACGGGAGGGAAUGUUUAAAAUCAGAGAAAUAUAAAGUGUGUGUGUUUUUUUUUCUUUUAAUCAAAAUUGGCAUCUGUCAUUUGGGAUAAGCUACAUCUCCCCCAUUUGGUGCUUCAGAAUUGUUUUGUUCUAGCUUAAAUGUUUCAGUAAGACUUCUAGUUAAUUUUGAGUGAAUUUAAGAACUAGUUUAAGAAAAAACAACUAUCAGUGUGAAUGUAUUUAUUUUACUUUUUUAUUUUUUAUUUACAUAUUUAAAUGAAUCCUCCAGAUUUGUUUCUGUUUGGGUACACACUGAGCCUCUUGGCCACACUUGAACAGAGCACACUAAUCGGAAGCAGCCACCAGUGUGUGUACCGCUCUUUCAUUUUAAAAUAAAAGGUGAGAUAAAAGUUUGAGGAGGAGUGUUAAACUUCAAGGAUGCUUGGGCUGUAUGUUUACCAAGGUACACGCGUUCAGCUUCAGCCACAGAUACUAAAAGCAUGCAGAUAUUUGGACACACACAUCAGCAGGUAGAGAUCUAGCUUCAGCCAUUUAACUGCUUGCAUUAACAGCAUUUUGGUAAAUGCACUGACCUUCAAACAAUGUGUGACGAUGCUUCUGUCUGAUUGAUCAAAUGUAAUCUAAUCUGGUGUUAACUCAAGACACAUGGUCCUGUUUACUGUCCUAGGAUUUUGUUUUACCUCUGUAGUAAAUCUACAAAAUCACCACUAGAAGGCGGCACAAGCUUAAGAACCAAUACAGAAAAAGUAAAAAAGUCUAGAGGCCAAAACUGCUCCGUAUUGUCAGCGGCUCCAAAUGACAGCACCUCCAAGGCUUAAGGCUUGCUUGCAGGGUAAUAUAGGGAAGAUUUGCCAGUUCUAAAAUAAAAAAAUACAAAAAA